Rhinichthys klamathensis goyatoka is the source of this 4649-nucleotide messenger RNA. RefSeq names its product Rho guanine nucleotide exchange factor (GEF) 10-like a (gene arhgef10la). Gene Ontology annotation, biological process: SREBP signaling pathway; positive regulation of stress fiber assembly; actin cytoskeleton organization. Gene Ontology annotation, molecular function: guanyl-nucleotide exchange factor activity; protein binding. The transcript is spliced from 27 exons. Lineage: Eukaryota; Metazoa; Chordata; Actinopteri; Cypriniformes; Leuciscidae. The record is from RefSeq and is a predicted model, not a curated record. Gene Ontology annotation, cellular component: cytosol. Bases 458 to 4267 code for a protein of 1269 amino acids.
ACUCUUUUUUUCCCCUUCUAGACUCUGCCCCUUGACCAACUAACCUGACUUUAAUUGGACGACAAAUCUGCCGGCAGCUCAGCCAUUGGUGGAGCUUAACAGCUAUUAUGCUUGUUCAGAAGAGCCUAACUGCCCAACAGCAGGGGAGGGAAGGAGCGAAAGAAAAGACGGGAGUGACAGAGGCCGGGGGAAGAGGGGGGCUACGAAAGCAAGGAGGAGUGGAGCGGUUAGUGCGCAGAGUCGGGAACUUGCUGCCUGUGGGAAAGUAAACAGCAGUAUUUGCCGCCCUCUCAGAGGCCUCAGUCCGACAGCAGUGGAUAAACAGAGAAUGAGGAUGUGUUCAAGGAGACAGCUGAUUUCAUAGCAGGAAGUGCAUGGGAGGUUGUUGGGAUUAAAGUCACUCUUGGGAGGUGCUGAAGCUUUCCUGUGUUAGUACUACUGAGGACAAAAAGAGCAUAUGUCCAAAGGUUUAUCUCACCAGCAGCUGGAGGAGGAUGUGGAGAACGAAGAGCAGAGAGAGAAAUUUGAAUUUGAAGAUGAUAUUGGCAAACAAAAGGGCAAGACUGCCUCUGGAGAGGAGACAUCAGGGAAAUGCAGUGAGCUUAAGACACAUUCAAGCAAAUGGAAUGAAACUCAGGAAAAACAUGCAGAUCUAUCUCAAGCCAUCACUACAGUUUCCGCUGCUGCUCAGGAGUGUACCGGUUCUCAUAACGCUAAUGUGUCAACCACCAACAAAAGAGAUCAAGCUUUCACAGACACUGCUGCACCAGAGGACUUAAAUGAAGAGGAAGACCAGACUUGCACUGCGGUGAAGAAGACAGAGAGGGAAACAUGCUCUAUUAAAACUAACACAGAAACAGAGAAUAGCAGACACAGCCCAGCACAAAAUGCUGAAGGUGAUGCCUCUGCUGAGUCUGAACACCAGACGGCUGGUCCGGAGGUGAUCUAUGAUGAUGUACCCUGUGAAGAUUUGUCCUCAGGAGAAGCUGACUUGAUCUAUGAGGACGUUCAGAAAGAGGAGGGCUUGCAAGGGCCCAAAAAUGGCUGGAGCUCAAGUGAGUUUGAAAGCUAUGAUGAGCAGUCCGACUCUGAGAGGGCGCCAACCCGUAGCAAGCUCUCCCCCGAUGUGCGACGACUGAGAGAACGUUACACCAGGACCAAACAGGAGCUAGCCAUGAGACUGGGGGGCAGACAUCAGGUCCAUCAGCUGAUGCGGGCGGCACGUAGCGGAACGAAAGAUGGCCUGGAGAAGACCAAAAUCGCUGUGAUGAGGAGAGUUUCAUUCCUACAUAAAAAGGACCACUCAGAUGACACUGAGGAUGAUACAGGGUAUCUGGAUGUAAUGGUAUCCGAGGCAAAACACCCACCUGCACAACUGGGACCAAUGCCAGAUGGGCUUAGCAGCCAACAGAUCGUCCGACGCCACAUUUUGAGCUCCAUUGUGCAGAGCGAGAGGAGCUACCUGGACUCUCUUAAACGGAUCCUACAGGAAUACCAGCGACCUCUGAUGGAGGCCGAGCCUCGGAUUCUCAGUGUCAGGAAGAUCCGGCCUAUUUUUUUCCGUCUGUGGGAGAUCAUGCAGUGCCACUCCAUGUUCCAGAUUGCCCUGGCAUCUCGGGUGGCCGAAUGGGACUCUUGUGAAAAGAUUGGGGACCUGUUUGUUGCUUCAUUCUCAAAGUCCAUGGUGCUGGAUGUAUAUAGUGAUUACGUCAAUAACUUCACCAAUGCCAUGGCCCUCAUUAAGAAAGCCUGCAUCUCUAAACCAGCAUUUCUGGAGUUCCUCAAGAAGAAGCAGGCAUCCAGCAUUGACCGCAUAACCCUCUAUGGUCUGAUGGUGAAGCCUAUUCAGCGUUUUCCUCAGUUCAUACUCCUCCUGCAGGACAUGCUGAAGAAUACUCCCACUGGCCAUGUGGACAGGCUGCCCUUACAAUUGGCUCUGACUGAGUUGGAGACCCUCGCUGAGAAACUCAAUGAGCAGAAAAGGGUGGCUGAUCAGAUCACUGAGACGCAGCAGCUGGCUCGCUGUGUCAGUGACCGCUCUCUCAGCAAGCUGCUGAACUCUGAGCAGAGCUCUUUGAUCCUUUGCGAGACGCUGAUUGAGACGGUGUAUGGUGAACGAGGACAGGUCCUUAAGUCUAAGGAGAGGAAAGUCUUUCUCUUCGGUGACAUGCUCAUCUGUGCCAACAUCAAUGUCAAGGGCCCCCCUGACAUCAGCAGUCUGGUUCCAGUAGGUCCCAAGUAUAGCCUUAAGUGGAGUGCCCCCUUGCAGCAAGUUCAGGUAGUUGAAGUGGGUCAAGAGGGCUCCCAAUCUAAGGACACUCUUUACCAGCUUGGAGGCGUCAAGCGUUCGGGCAGCACUUCGGGACUGGGAAGUAUCAUUCUGGGUCCGCCCCGUCUGUAUCAGGAACUGCAGGAGUUGCAGCACGACCUCUCAGUGGUAGAGCAAGUCACUCAGCUCGUGGGGACUUUACAGGGAACGUACCAGAAUCUGAACACUACGGUAGCACAGGACUGGUGUUUGGCGUUGCAAAGGCUGAUCCGCAUCAAAGAGGACCAAAUUCAGAGUGCCAACAAGUGCCGUUUACGAUUGCAGGUCCCUGGCAGACCAGACAAGUCUGGGCGUCCUGUAAGCUUCACUGUGGUCUUCAACACACCAAGCCCUGUCAGCAAGAUCUCCUGGGUCAACCGGUUCCACCUAGCGAAGAUAGCACUGAGGGACGAAAACACACCGGGUUGGUUCUCUGCAGAGGAUUAUGGGAAGACCAAAGCUCAGUUUUGGUGUCCACUUCUGGCCUAUCGCAUGCCUGUUUUCCCCUCCAAAGCCCAGGAAUGGAAGCUGGAGGCUGCUCUUCAUAAUCCUGUUCAGUGUGCUUUACUUGGUGUUUCAGCGGUGAGCACUUCACUUCCUCAAGGCUACCUCUGGGUAGCCAGUGGAGGUGAUUCCUCUCAAGGCCAGGUGGACAUUUUCUCCUUGAACAGACCCACGCCUCGGCCUGUAAAAUCCCUCCAGAUGGGCGCUCGAGUGAUGUGUCUGGAGUAUGUGCCUGAGCCCACCCCUUCAGAGGAUGCUGAAACCGGCCCUCAUAACUCCACUGGAGUUGGAAAUACUAUCUGUGUAGGACUUGAUGAUGGCAGCAUCCUGCUCUAUGGCAGUAUGGACACAGCCGCCCAGUGUCUCCUAACUCUCUCUAACCCCGAGGGCUGUCCAGUUCUGUGUCUCAAACAUUCCGGUAACUUCCUGUUCGCUGGCCUGCGGGAUGGAACGCUGAUGGUUUACGGGAGACAUCACAGAGGGGAACUGUGGAGCCAAGACUCCUGUAGAAAAGUAACAGUUGGUUCAGAUCCCAUCAGGACGCUUCUUGCUUUGGAGGACUCGGUCUGGGCUAGCUGUGCUAACACAGUUACUGUAGUUGAUGGCUCCAGUCUGUCCACUCAGAGAUUUGAGGUCCAUCAGGACCCGAUGGUGAGCGUGGCCCACAUGGUACGAGCCGGAGGGGGCGUAUGGAUGGCCUUUUCAGAAGGUUCCUCUAUACGCUUGUUCCAUACGGAAACGCUGGAACACUUGCAGGAGAUCAACAUUUCCACACCCUCGUCAUUUUACAACCCCAGUCAAAGGAGCAUGAGAGUUACCAGCCUGCUGAUUUGCCAGGGGCUGCUAUGGGUGGGAACUGCCCAGGGCAUUAUCAUCACCCUGCCUGUGCCCAAGCUGGAGGGCAUCCCCAAAAUUACAGGUAAGGGGAUGAUAUCCCUUAAUGCACACUGUGGGCCUGUGGAUUUCUUAGUUGCCCUUUCCAGCACUUUAUCUCCUGAUCUUCUGAAGCGGGAUUCUAUGGUGGAAGGGCAUGAUUCGGCCUGUGGGGUGGAGGAUCGGAGUGACUCGUCGUCUCAGGAAUCUCUCCAGCAGCCCAGUGUUUCCGCCCAUGUGGAGGGCAAAGGGAAGGGGCGGGGCUUGUUGCUACAGUACCGCCUCCGCUCAACCUCAGGGUUGCCCGGGCGACCGUUAACCGCACGAGGGGACGAAGCCUCAGACUCGUCUUUGGAAUCUCUGGAACACAGCAUGGAAGAUGGCUCUAUUUACGAACUCAGCGACGAUCCAGACAUGUGGGUCAGGGGUCGGCCCUGCGAGAGGGAAGGGGUGAGGAGGGACAGGGUAACCUCGGUGGCGGUCAUCUCAGGCGGGAAGGGCUUCCGUCGACUGAAGGAGGGUUCGAUGGCGGCCACCACAGAAAGCAUGCUUAUGAUCUGGCAGCUUCCUCUCGCUGUUUGAGUUGAAAUUAUGUUUAAGGAAUAGUGAAAUUUAAAUGUUGUCAUCAUUUACUCGCCCUCAUGUCAUUCUACACCUGCAUGUUUUAUUGUACUGAGAUGUACUGGAGACUCCUUUAAAUGCAAUUACAAUAAAUGGAAACGGAAACAGAAGAUUUAAAAAAAAAAUCAUUAAAUAUGGCCGUACGACUUAUUCUUUUAAGUCAUACUGUAUAUCUGUGUGAUAAGCACUAAAGACUUAAUUUAUUGCUCAUUUUUCUCUCAAGUGCAUCAGUGUAACUGGAUCAUUGAGUCAGUGGCUAUGUUUACAUGCACACCUUUUGUUUCAAUCGGACUGAAUUCAUUCCGAUUGAUGAAUCCGAACGCAGUGUUUACGUGAACACUUA